CCGUCCGCCUUCGCGCCAGCACCGUCCACCAUCGUCGCAUACAGUGAAGCCCUGCUGCUUCCGUUCCCGUGCCCGCGAAAGGCCCGCUGCCUCGUCGCUCACCAUGGAUCCGCUCGAGCUCGCCAAGAUCUUCGUCAAGACGGUGGUCCGCAUGUUCUACGAGACCGAGCACAUCGUGGUCGUCGAUGCGCUCGUGUUCCAUGGAGCGCUUGCGCUGUCCGACCUGGUCAUCGUGCUCGAUGCCGGCAAGAACUCCAAGGGCGUUGGCAAGCUCUGCGGCAAGCUUAGAGAGGGCGGGCUGGUCUCGGUCUACUCUCGCCAGGAGGUCCGCGAUGGGGCUAUGAAGUCCAUCAACCGCGAAUACUACUACAUCGACUACCGCCGCGCCAUCGACGCCGCCAAGUACAAGAUCCACAAGAUUGACGAGCGCAUAAAGAAGGACGCGAAGCCGACCACAGAGAAGGCCGAAUUCUUCUGUUCGCAGUGCAAAGCGCAGUGGACAACGAUGGAUGUGCUAGACCUCGUUGACCACCUCGGCAGGGACAGUGGAUUUUUAUGCAAGACAUGCGGGCAUCCGCUAACUGCCAUCAACACCACCGAAGGGCCGGAAAUCGAGAAUGACGAUACACCUGCCAAGUUUAAUAGGCUAUUCGGACCAUUACUCAAGCUCAUGCAACAGAUCGAUGAGGUGACUAUCCCGGCUAUUGAGGGCAAGGACGCUCUAGAAGCCGCUGUGGAGCUGCCGCGCGACAAAGACGUCAACCCGGGUGCGAGGCAUGAAGCUGUCCCUCUGACUACUGUUCGGCCAACGGCUGUCAAAGGAACGAACAACGCGGUGGAGAAGAUUGAAGUGCAGAUCGCUACCAACUCGGAAUACAACGAAGCCGCCCGAGCAGCUGAGAAAGCGCGGCAAGAGAAGAUUGCGGCUCAGAAUCUACUCCCAGAGUGGCAUACAAAGUCGACUAUUACGAAUUCGGGCUAUGACGCCAGCGCUGCGGGCGGGAAGCAGGAUGCGAAUGGGGUCGGCACACCAGCGAUCAAGACGGAGACAAUGGGCGACAAGAAUGGCAAAGAGCAGAAUCUAGAUGCUGUCUUCGCUGCGCUGGAGGAGGAGCGCCGGAAAAAGGAGGAAGAGGAAGAGGAGGAGGAUGAAGACGAGGAGGAGGACGAGUUCGAAGAUGUGGCGGUUGGGACUCCAAAUGGAGUUCCAGAUGCUAAACGCGUCAAGCUGGAGACAUCUGCGGCGCCGACGCCGAUCAACACGGCGACACCUGCGGUAUCAAAUGGCGACGGGGGAGAUGAGAGUGAUGAAGACGAAUUCGUUGAUGUCUGAUUUGCAUAGCGACGGCGUUUGGGAACGGGUGCUCUAUACCAGGGCAGGCAUACGUCGGGCUACUGACGAAGGGAUAUGGAGCUAAAUGGCUUAACUGGGGGUGGGUCGGAAAAUAGAGCAUUUUUAACGAGGGCAUAUAGCCUUCAAGCGGGUCCUUUGCGCAAAGGGCACUCAAAGGAGGACGUUUAAUCCGGGUUAUAUCAUAGAGGGCUGCUUAGACUAUCUGAAUACAUGUGACGGC
This is a messenger RNA of Trematosphaeria pertusa, 1574 nucleotides long. RefSeq lists its product as uncharacterized. The record is from RefSeq and is a predicted model, not a curated record. Gene Ontology annotation, cellular component: transcription factor TFIIE complex. Lineage: Eukaryota; Fungi; Ascomycota; Dothideomycetes; Pleosporales; Trematosphaeriaceae. Gene Ontology annotation, biological process: transcription open complex formation at RNA polymerase II promoter; transcription initiation at RNA polymerase II promoter. The transcript has 4 exons. The coding region runs from base 104 to 1333 and encodes 409 amino acids.